Molecule: messenger RNA, 1503 nt
Organism: Bipolaris zeicola 26-R-13
Lineage: Eukaryota; Fungi; Ascomycota; Dothideomycetes; Pleosporales; Pleosporaceae
Exons: 11
Coding region: 1-1503 (500 amino acids)
Molecular function (GO): iron ion binding; heme binding; monooxygenase activity
Source: RefSeq, a predicted model, not a curated record
AUGUGGUUUGUCGGAUGCAUUGUGUUUGGAAUCUUCACUAUCAAGUUGCUUAAAGUUGGGAGUAGGCCGAACGGUUACCCUCCUGGCCCACCGACAAUUCCUAUACUAGGCAACCUUCAUCAGUUUCCCCGAAAGGAUUUACAUUUGAAAUUUCAAGAAUCGACAAGAAAAUAUGGACCUCUCGUGUCGCUCAAAAUGGGUACCCAGACAAUGAUUCUUUGUGGCUCAGACGAAGUAGUCAAAGAACUUAUGGAAAAGCGAAGUGCUACUAGCUCUCUCAAGGUAGACAUGUUUAUCCGUACUUUCAGUGAUAAUCUUAACAUAGCUUUUCGAGAGUGGGUCCAUCUUGCAAGGAAGAUGUAUGCCACGCGGAUCAAUUUGGGAGGUGCAAAUAACUACAUACCUUACCAGGAGUUUGAAAGUUUACACCUUCUUCAUAAAUUGAAAUCUGAGCCAGAUAAUUUUCAAGGCCUUGUAACACACUAUGCUACCAGCAUCGCAUCAGCUAUAGUUUACGGGCGAAGGAUCCCUUCAGCCGAUGAUUCAGGAAUCAAGACAUUAAUCGAGGUUAGACCAAACUUUGGGACAACCGCACUAAGUGGGAAGCUACAGCUGGCUGAUUGGUAUCCUAUCCUCCGCCCCUUAUUUCAUGUUCUGCCUAAAGCCCUUAAUCCCAUUAAGCGCAAGGUUGAAGAGCUGGAAGAAAUGGAGACACAGAUGUGGAUCCACCAUACUACUGUAGCGAGAGUCCUGAUAGAUUCCGGAAAUCCGAACGCAAUGAAUACACCAGCAGCAUUUGUUAAGGCAAUGGCCCUGUAUCCAGAUGUGCAAGCCAAAGCUCAAGAAGAGAUUGAUCGGGUUAUCGGCUCCAAACGAAUGCCUACAUGGUCGGAUCGAGAGCAUUUGCCAUAUAUGCGCGCUGUACUAGAAGAGAACCUGAGAUGGCUACCAGUAACACUGAUUGGUCCACCUAUGCCUCAUGCUUUGUCGAAGGACGAAUCAUAUGAAGGCUACUUUCUACCUGCUGGAGCUGCGAUAGUGAAUUGCAUUGGGACCGUCAAUCAUGCAGAAAAUCGAUGGAAAAAUCCUAGGGAGUUUGACCCUAGCCGCCACCAAGCGGACGAAACUUUAAACGAAGUGUUUGGCAUUAAUCCAGACACAACAAAAAGGCCUCAUACGACUUUCGGUGUGGGCCGACGUAUAUGCCCCGGUUUCCAUAUUGCCCAACGUACCCUGUUCAUUGGCAUGGCUCGUAUUUUGUGGGCCUUUAGGAUUCAACCUAAACUGGACGCUGCUGGGAAGCCAAUACCAAUCGACCGAGAUGCCAUAAUCCCGGCCUUAGUCACGGGACCAAAACUAUUCCAAUGUAACAUUGAGCCUCGAGAUCCAGACCGUGUACUGAUGUUUGAAGAUGCAUGGGAGUCGAGCCAGAAAGAGAUCGACAGCGAGGGUCAUUUCAAUGAUAUAUUCUUUGAAAAGUUCACUAUAAAGAAGACUGUAUAG